Messenger RNA from Sarcophilus harrisii (Tasmanian devil), 11355 nucleotides. It is a transcript of the gene TBC1D16, whose product is annotated as TBC1 domain family member 16. Gene Ontology annotation, biological process: activation of GTPase activity. Bases 140 to 1513 code for a protein of 457 amino acids. The transcript is spliced from 9 exons. The record is from RefSeq and is a predicted model, not a curated record. Gene Ontology annotation, cellular component: early endosome. Gene Ontology annotation, molecular function: GTPase activator activity. Lineage: Eukaryota; Metazoa; Chordata; Mammalia; Dasyuromorphia; Dasyuridae.
CUUCAGUUUCCAGAGAACAGUGGCCAAUUGCAGAACUCCAAAUGGGAUGAGCAGCAAAAGGUGUUUGCCCUCGAACAGAUCUGUGGAGUGUUUCGGGUUGACUUGGGACAAAUGAGGUCUCUCCGCCUUUUCUUUAGCGAUGAGGCCUGUACCAGUGGGCAGCUGGUUGUUGCUAGCCGAGAAAGUCAGUACAAGGUCUUCCAUUUUCACCAUGGUGGGCUGGAUAAACUGUCAGAAGUUUUUCAGCAAUGGAAACACUGUACCGAGACUCAUCUCAAAGACCAGUUUUCCUCCUGUUCAGCAGGUCUCCAAUGAAAAGACUUGUAUGCAGUUCUCCAUCCGACGUCCCAAGCUCCCUUCUUCAGAGACCCACCCAGAGGAGAAUAUGUACAAAAAACUGGAUGUCUCCACCUGGCUUAACCACUUGAAUGAAUCUGGGCAGGUGGAAGAGGAAUAUAAGCUACGUAAGGCCAUUUUCUUCGGCGGCAUUGAUGUGUCAAUCCGGGGUGAGGUCUGGCCCUUCCUGCUGCGCUAUUACAGCCAUGAGUCCACAUCGGAGGAGCGAGAGGCACUGAGAGCACAGAAGAGGAGGGAAUACUCAGAGAUCCAACAGAAAAGGCUUUCAAUGACUCCAGAAGAACAGAGAGAAUUCUGGCGCCAUGUGCAGUUCACUGUUGACAAAGAUGUGGUUCGGACAGACAGAAGCAAUCAGUUCUUCCGAGGAGAGGACAACCCAAAUGUGGAGAGCAUGAGGAGAAUUUUGCUGAAUUAUGCGGUAUACAAUCCAACCAUUGGCUACUCCCAGGGCAUGUCAGACCUGGUGGCUCCCAUCCUGGCUGAGGUUCUAGAUGAAUCAGAUACCUUCUGGUGCUUCGUAGGUUUGAUGCAGAACACGAUCUUUGUCAGUUCUCCCCGAGAUGAGGAUAUGGAAAAACAGCUGCUAUAUCUUCGUGAGCUGCUUCGGCUGACCCACCUACGUUUUUACCAGCACCUUGUUUCUUUGGGGGAGGAUGGUCUACAGAUGCUUUUCUGCCACCGCUGGAUCCUUCUGUGUUUUAAGAGAGAGUUUCCGGAUGCAGAGGCGCUGCGCAUGUGGGAAGCAUGCUGGGCUCAUUACCAGACAGACUACUUCCAUCUCUUUAUCUGUGUGGCCAUUGUGGUGAUCUAUGGUGAUGAUGUCAUUGAACAACAGCUGGCCACUGACCAGAUGCUUCUGCACUUUGGAAAUCUGGCCAUGCACAUGAAUGGGGAACUUGUACUCAGGAAGGCGAGGAGUUUGCUCUAUCAAUUUCGCCUCUUGCCCCGGAUCCCAUGUAGUCUACAUGACCUCUGUAAACUCUGUGGGACAGGCAUGUGGGAUAGUGGUUAUAUCCCUGCUGUGGAGUGUACCGGGCACCACCCUGAAUCUGAGAGUUGUCCCUAUGGUGGGACAGUGGAGGAACCUUCUCCAAAAUCUGCCAGUGAAGGCAAGAAGGGCCCCAAGACUCGAGAGGUCUUCAGCUUCCGCAAAUAGGACCAAUCCAUAGAGCUGGAGAGAGGUUGGAGGGGAUGUUUCUAGGGGAAAUGUCUAAUUCAGGGCCAUCAGAAUUAGAUAAAUCCUUAUCUGAUAAUAGGGUAUAAGAAAAGAAUAAGCAGUGUUUACCAAAAAUAUCAUGGAAAAAUGGAGAAUUUUUCUUUUUUAAUGGCAACAUCAGAAACCAGGAGAAAUAGGAAUGAAGAUGUGACCACCAACUCAAAGAAAAUUCAACAGAAUGACAGAAUAAGGUAGCAGAAGAACUUUUCUUUCCUGUUUGAACUGAGGAGUAAUUUUCAGAAUAAUCCACACCCCCAUCACUGACCCAGAUUCAUUAGCAACUAAACUUCAAACAUAGAAAGACAGGUAGUAAGGAAGACCAAGCUUUCUAUAUUGGAAAGCAUAUAGAUUAAGAGCAGUCCUCAGGUGAAAUCUUGAAGCUAAAUCUUUAAGUGAUCUUUCUCUCUGUCUCUGUCUCUCUGUCUCUCUCUUUCUCUUGAUAUAUCAUGCACAAAUUUUCUUUCUUGAAACCAAAACCUACUGCCUAAGUGACUUCCAGUUUGAGCCAUAAAAGUUGUCACUAAAAAUAGCCCAGUUGAUUGGGGGAUACUGAGACAGUGUAGGACUUGGAGAGUUUGUGACUUUACAAAUAUACCACUAGCUUUUUAUACUUCCUUACAUCUAAAAGAAACUGCCUCCUCUUGAGUCAAUGUAUGAUUGUAUGAUUCAUCUCAUUUGGCUUCUUUCACAGAGCUAACAGGUUUUCUACAUAAGAGUUUUGCCUGCUUCAUUGCUUAAUUCCAUUAUAGUAGCCAAAUGGUGUUUGAAUGAGCAAGAGUAUCUUGUGUGAUUGUAUGUGUGUCUAUAUGAGUCGUGGAAAAAAGAGAAUUCAUUUAAGGGGAAUGACAGCUCUCUUUGAGUGUCCUUCUCAAAAGUAUUUGCCUACUGCUGGGUGUGAUCCUGACUUUCAAAUAGCCAAAUAUUGUCACAUAGUAUUUAGUAUUUAGGACUGCCUCCAUUUCCUGUGUCCUCCCAAUCCAUUUAUUCCUAGUAUAAAAAGAUUGGGCUAUAUGUCCCUGCUAGAAUUUGGCAGUAGAAUGGCAUAAUCUGUGAGAAUCCUUUUGGUCAUCCUGAAAAGGAAUAAGAGUGCCAAGUCCCUUCACUGAAAAACUUUGCUUGAAAUGGUGGACAAGCAGACCUCAUUCCUCAUUGAUGCUUUAGGUUCCAGCUUCUGAAUAAAGUAUUUUUUUCUACUCCCAGUUAUAUAAGUUGAAAGGUUAAGCUGAAUUGUAUCAUUUUAAAAGAUCCUUAUCAGCAAUAAAGAUGAAGUUACCAGCUGCUUUGCUUUUCAUCACACUCCACAUUCCUGAAAUCCAAAAUCCAUUAGAGAAGGGACCUUAAGACCAAAGGCUGAAAUUAAACCAAAAUUUCAAGUUUUUCUCCCAGAACUUUUUUGGACAUAGUUUUAGAAUCAUCAGAUCUGGAUAAGCCUUUAUUACCAUUGGGGAAUAUGAGUCUGGGAGUGUUGCAGUUGAACUUUUUUGUAGGAAAGAGGACACACCAAUUAUCUUUAUUUUGUACUAGAAAAUUCCCGUAAGACAUAUUUCCGCUGAAGAAUAUUGAUUUAAAUUACCUGUCAACUUCUCAGGGAGGUUUGAGAGAUAGAAACACAAAAGCAGUUCAACUAUAUUCAUCCUUGUCUACUGCCAUUGUCCAGAGAAGAGAGAUCCUCGAUCAUGCAAUAAUUGGUUCACCUUCCAACUAUUUUGGUUUUCCCCACAAACACAAAGGCUCCCUUCAUAAUUUGGAUCCCUACCUCUUUUCCCCUUAUCCAUGGAAGGAGCACUUGUUUGUGUUGGUACCAUGUGCCUUCAAACUGCUGCCUUCCAUACAGCUGCAGGUUUCCAGUGACCCAGUGAUGGAAGAGGCUUGUUGGUAUGCCCAGACGGAAAGUAUUCAUUCUGAAUUCUGCCAACUUCUCCACAACCAUAACCACAGAACUCCAUUCUCUACAACCACCCAAACCAGCUGACUGUUUCCCAUUAAGGGAAUGGAAACAAAGCGCCACCUGCUGUCUGCCUUUGUCAUUACCACAUGGUUUAUACUCUGGCCCUCGUGGAUUGGGGUGGGGUAGUUAGCCCAUUGAAAUUUUAGCCUGCAAAACAGCAAGGGUCUGUGAAAUCACUGCUGUGGCAAGCUCAGCAGAUUUGCCUAGAAAAAUUCUUAAUAUUUGCUGCUAUAGAGAGGCCUAUGGAAAAGCUCCUCUCAUACAACUUACUCGAUCUGGAUACAAUUAGGAGUAAACCAGUCAAAAACCCUGGAGCAGCUGUUGCCCUAGGAUUAUUCCCAACCAGCAAAAAUCAUUAGAGUGAUAAUUCAGUCAUUAGACUUCUAGCCUUUCCACCAUCAGAAUGUGCAAAUAGGGGUUAAGAAGUCCUCUAUUCUCAGUAAUGUAGCUUAUUUAACUCAUUUUUUAAAUGUAGCUUAAUUUUAUUGGUUGCCUUGUGCGUGUAUGCGCAUACUUAAAAAAUUUCAAAGCAUUCAAGCCCCACUAAUUUCUGCCAUUGAUGUUACACAAAUUUGUUUCAAGGCCCCUGGGAGAAGAAUUGUAACCUUUGAUGUAUGUGAGGAAGGGUAUACUGAUGCAGAGGGGUGGACAGUUUAUAGCAAAGAGAGUGUUUCUAUGAAAUCUGAUUUACCAUGCUGUUCAGGAAGCCCAUAUUGAUGACACUUGAAUGGUGAAGAUCUAGAAGGAUGGGAAAAGAAUAUUGCUGAGUUAAGGACUUUGCAUUCAAAACAAAGUCAUCUUGUUCCUGGGAAAGUCUUUAAAUUUGUUAUGUUGGGUACAUUGCUUGAGUUUUUCUUCUAAGCUAGAGAAACUCAAACCUGAAAUCACAACACUUAGAUCUCUGAUUUCCCUUUGAAAAGGUAGUAAAUCUCUUAAUAGGUUUUCCUCAGGGAAUAUUAAUAGCAGAUCCUUCACUAAAGGCUUUUUUGGGAAGUCCAAAUAAUCUUUUUUUUGGCAAAGUUGUGAAAAUGCAGUUUGAACUCCAUAGUCUCUGAAGUUUUAUGAUUGUUAAUUGCGAAUUAUUUCAAUGGAAUGCCUAAUUUAUUAUAUUGAAAAUUGAAUAAGAUAAGGGUCAUAUAGAUUUUUCUGUUUUGUUUGGAACAUUGUCAUAAGGAUUGAUAAGAUGGCUGUUGCAUUGUCCACAGGAUAUGGGAAGAAGAAAGGAUAUGAUAGGAUGAUCAGACUGGGAUUGAUGUAUGAAGGGGUUACAUUCAAGUGAGUGAUUUGCUAUAUUAUCACUCAUGCUCUGUAAAUCUAAUUCACUUGCUCUCAUUUCAAUUUUAUAGGCAACAUUUGACUAUAAAAUUCUGGGCAAUUCCAGAGCAAGCCUACAUAAAUAUUGAUGGGAAUAAAGAAGUUAGGAGAGGACUUGAGUUUUCUAGGUCUAGGUCUAUGUAGAUUCUUUAAUAUCUUUUUAAGUAACAAUAUAUUGAUGAGACUGUGAUCAAUCUCAUUGUAAGAUUAGAACUUCACUGAUAAAACAAAAAGCAAAGUCCUGUCUGAAUAAGUGAUUAGGAAUAUUCAUAAAUAAGAAUGGCUCAGAAUUAUGUGAGAUUUAGUUUUGAAACAUAAAUCAUUCUGAAAUAGUAGGCCACAGAAUUAAUGUUUGGGAAAAGAAAAAACUGAGAAGCUUAAGAAGAGAGAUAAAAGAAAAAAUGGCUCAUAGUUAUUUAUGUCAUUAAAAUCUAAGGGCACUUAGAGUCCUACCUCCCUGCCCCCAACUGUCAAUGGGCAUUAGCAGGGUUGCACUGAACUUAGAUGAAUCACAGAGAAUGAAGUGUCCCAUUUAGUUCACUGAUCUCCUCAGGCUCUCGCUUGCUUUGGAAAUCCAUCAGUGAUUGGUUAGUUCUUGGAUUGGGAAUGAAUUAUCUUUUGCAAUACUAAAGGAAGGACCUGAACAAGUUCCUCAGGCAAGUGAUAGACUCUCCUUUUGUUGGAGAACUUUACCAUACUGCUGAAUCUAAAACCUGACAGUCUAUAUUCAGCCUCAGAAGGUGGCAAUUCUUAAAUUGAAGCCAAAAGGACUAAGUUAUUUUGUUUUAUUUUUAGACAUGAGAAUUAUAAACAGUAUUCAUCAUGACUUCCACUUUACAAAGAAGGUUAGUUGACAUCGGUGUUAGUGGAAAUGGGUGUAAGAGACAUUUAUGUUUGGAGCCAAAAGAAUUUUUUUGGAAGUCUACCCCUACCACCUUUGUGUAUGAUCUUACCUUGAGAUGCAUAUCACCUUUUUGCUUCAGCUUUCUCUCUAAAACCUUUUCAUUCUUUCCUUCCUUGAAACAUAUUCAUCCUUUAUAGGGAUGUGUUAUAAUAAAUAAGCUUAAAGUAUUAACUGCUUCAACGGUACUGUUGAAAACUGUACAAGGUUAUGAUUUCAGAACUUGUGAUGCUAUAAAUUGGAUGGAUGGAUGUGCUUACUGUGUACCAUAGUACUAUGCUAAGUUCUGAAGAUAUGAAUAAAGAUAGGUCUUUAUUUUAGAAUUUACAUUCCAAUUGGGGAGUGUCACCUUGGAACACUUUAGGUCCAAAAGUUGGAUGAUGAAUCUGCCCAAAGGGGCCCAGUACUAAUAACAGACCUUAUCCAAAAACAAUGGCAGACUUGAUUUGGUCCCUCAGUGGGAGGAUGGGAGUAGCAAGGUGCUUGGAACUGUUCUAAUUGGUGAGGACCUUUCUUGGAUUACUAUUUUAAGAGAUAGGGUCCUUUAAGAGAUGAAAGAGACUUUAGAGUUCUUCUCUGUUCACCCCUCUCAUUUUAGAAGAUGAGGAAAUAAGUCUGAAGGGAAGUCAGUUAGCAAAACUGGAUUUAGAACCCAGUAGCAAGUAGUUAAUGAAUAUUUGUUGUGAUUUGAGAUGAAUUGAACUUAUGUUCUAUGUGGACAAUUAGUCCUUGAAACUAAGAUUGAAGUCUUGACUUCCAGUCACUGGAGCUUCAGUUAGUAAUUGGUCAAAUGUAAGCACAGUUAUCUAUUUCUCUGAUUUGAGCAUAACUUAACAGUGAGAUAUUAUGACUAGAACAUUCAUUUGGUCCUGUUUUGGGUCUGGUGAAAUGAUGUAAUCAUUUUCACUCUCUGUGAAGUCAUAUUGUUCUAGAUCUUUGUAAUCUCUAGAACUCUGAUCUAAAUUCAAAUUCUAACUUGGACAUGUAAUAAUUUGUGACCCUAUACAAAUUAAUUGUUCAUCUUUCUGAUAUUCUUUUCAUUGAGAAAUGAUAAUACUUGUACUACCUCCCUUGCAAGGUUAUUGUGAGAAAAUCACUCUGCAAAUCUUUAAAGCACUAUAUAAAAGUUAUUCUCCUGACAUCUAUUCCUUUACCCUUUUAUGACAACAGUGUCUCACAGAUGGGGAGGGAAGCUAAACGAGGACAGCUGCAUAAACUCUCAGCAGAGUAUUAAUGAAAUAGCUCAGUGUGUCUUACUAGGGAAAAGACCUUUGAAGAGCCAUAAGUCUUGUUCUUAGUUCCUUCUCUAGAAUCUGGAAAAACCUAUUUUGUUGGACCUCUAUAGCCUCAGCUCCAGUUUCAAGAAAGACCUGAACAUCAUAUUUGUGAUUUUUUUAUUUAGAAGCAAACCAGGUUAAUAUGCCUCUUAGAACGUUUUUUGUUUUGUUUUGCUUUGUUUUUUUUAAGAGGGAUUGAGUUUAAGUGGAAUCUCAACUAUUUUCUAUUGCAUUUGUAGAAAACAGAAGCUUAAAUAUAAAACUAAAGAAUUAUCAAAUGAGAAUUUGUGUUGAAGGAUAUAUACCUACGCUAGGUAUAUUAUCAGAAUGCUGUUGGAUAUGGCUUUGGGGCCUAGUUGAAAAACACCUACAAUACAGAAGGCACUAAAACAAACAAACAAACAAACAAAAAAAAGACUUUCAGAGCUCUAAUAGGUGGACUCUUUCUGGUUUCAAAUCUAGCUCUUCCCACCAAGCUGCCUCAACCUGAUUUUAUCCCAGUGGUUAUAAGAUUAAAAAAACUUGGCUUCUUUACAUAGGUGUAGAAUAAACAUUCCAGGGUUGGCUGGCCAGGUAUCCAUAAUGUGUUCAACUUCUAGAAGCAACAGGUUAUUACAUUUCUCUAACAAAGAGGUUUUUAAAAAUCCAACAACCUGGUCCCUUGGGAAAAAUAGCUGCUCUAUCACACUUACCUUAAAAAAUAACCCUGUUUUUAAAGCAUCCCCAUCUCUAAAGAUACUAACAAUCUUUUGUUUGAAUUGGCAUAUUUAGCACGUCUUGGCCAUAUUCCAAAUGGAGUCAUAAAUUCAGCAAGUGUAUGAAUGGUGAUCCUGUUCCUAACAUGUUAUCUCCCAGAACAAGCAGCCAUAUAAUAGGGUUCCACUUCUGCAAUACCUAACAAGUCAUAUAAUUGUUAAGCAUUCACAAGAAUGCACACACAAAAAUUGUGAAAAGGGAGAAUAGAAAAUGACAACUUAGAAAGUACCAAAAAGUUCUACUCCCUUUCCCACCACUCAUCAGUCACUGAAAAUAAGCCCUCAGAACAAAAUCUACAACUGCAACCAAAAGGCCUCUCCUGGAAGGUCCAAUGGACUGUGGGGGUUGCCUCUAAAUGAUAUCCCAAUCCAGACACCUGAACAAACAAGACUCAGAAAUUCCCAGUCCUGUCUCUCAAUUUGAAGCCACUGUUUUACCUUUUGAAGGUGAAGGCCAAGGCCAGUUGAGAAAAUGUUGUCAGUUGUAUGAAAUGGACUGAACUCUGAUGCAAUAUCCCCUUAAUCUUGUUCCUCAAAGCUUUCUUACUGCUUACUGAUCAUUUGAAUCAUAGAUGACAUGCUCUUUCAAAGCCCAGCUCAAAAACAGCUUUCCCUGAAAGUUUCUCAUUAAUCUUAUCAAAUGGCACUUUGUACUCUUUGUAUCAUUCUGUUUGAUAUAUUUAUGACUGUUUUCUUUCUCUACUAAAAAAUAGGAUUACCAUAUAGUAAGUUCCAUGGAAUAAAUGGACAAGUUUUGAGUCUUUCUUACUGUGUGGAGAACUGACACAUGGUAGAGAUACAAGUAGUUCCUAUUCAAGAUAGUUCUUUGUCCUCAAGAGCUCACAUUGUAUUUUGGAGGAGUCAAACCAUAAACCAUGUUCAGUUUAUGGGUAAUGGAAAAACCAAGUAUAAUUGUUCAGUUAUAUUUGACUUAAUUAUCCCAUUUGGGGUUUUGGAAAAAAUACUAGAGUAGUUUACUAUUUCUCCAGCUCAUUUUACAGAUGAGGAAACUGAAGCAAACUGGAGCUUCAGUUAGUAAUUGGUCAAAUGUAAGCACAGUUAUCUAUUUCUCUGAUUUGAGCAUAACUUAACAGUGAGAUAUUAUGACUAGAACAUUCAUUUGGUCCUGUUUUGGGUCUGGUGAAAUAAUGUAAUCAUUUUCACUCUCUGUGAAGUCAUAUUGUUCUAGAUCUUUGUAAUCUCUAGAACUCUGAUCUAAAUUCAAAUUCUUGACUUGCUUAGGAUCACACAACUAGUGUCUGGAGCCAGAUUGGAAGAUUCUAGGCUCUGCACUACAUGCACCAUGUAUCAUCUAGCUGCAGUAGUUACUUUCAGGGGAAAUAGUAGCUAGGUGGGAAGGUCAUUGAGGAAUCUUAGUAGAGUGGUUGUUCUUUUACCUACCUACCAGGGAUGUCCUGAGAUAAUCUCUAACACAGGUAAGGAAGUGAGGGUUGAUUUCCAUCUGAGAGUCACCCUAUUCCUGGUGAGAACUGGUCAUUUGGAUAAUGACAGAAGAAGAGAGUGAUUAAAAAUAAAAUAAGUAUCAGAAUCGGUUCUAAGAAAAAGAUGUUACAGAAUUUCAAGAGACUUCCUCUUUCCUUCAAUCUACACCAGGAAUAUUGGUUUUAAAAUGUGCCAUGCAAUAACUAUAACUAUAAAAAUUAUCUGCUUUCUUUGUGAAGCACACUAAAUACCAAAUUAAUUUUUGCCUACGUGUAGAAAUACGGGUGAAGCAGAGUUUUAGAUUAAGCUGAUUUAGGUGUAGUUCUAGUGAAUCAGAAGGCAGUACAGAAUUUAGCAAAUUACUGACCAAUUAGAAGCAGUUCAACAGAUUUAAGUGAUUUAAGAACAAAUUUCAACCCGUAUGUGUGUUGUAGACAUCUUUGGCAGUGUGGUAAAGCCUAUGAACCUCUCAGAAUAGUAGUUUGAUAUACACAAGCAAAAUACAAGAAAAUUUUUUAAGAAAAAUUUUUUUAAAAAGAAAAUUAUGUGCCAAAGGAUAGGAGGUGGGAAACUUCAUGGACACACAAUAGGUAACUUUGGCUAUAAAGAAUAUUAGGAGCCGACCUCAUGUCUUAGCAGAUUACAAGUACAUUGUCAGACCAGUGUAGUUAAAACAGUUGUUUUAAAAAGCUAAUGUAGUACUGGAGCAUACAAGAGCUAGUAAAAUAUUUUUAUGCAGUUUACCAUACUGGUUCUUUCUAGUUAAGAAAUUCUAUGCAAUUUACACCUACACAUUCUUAGAUUAGUUGGGACAAAUCAGGUCCAAGAAAAAAGAAGCAUGAAAUGAGAUGCAUGAAUGAAGGUUUGAGGAACUGGUAUUGAGGGAUAACAAUUAGUUAUUAGAUAACAUUAGUAAAAUAAUGACCAGUUCUGUUUUUCUCAUAAGGAGAAAAAAGAAAGUCAUCUGUUGCUUUAAAAGACAGGAAAUAGUGUUCUGUUGUUACUAGGAAAUGUAUGAGUAAAUGUGUAGAGAAUAUAUAUAGAGAAAUGUAUUUUAAAGGCUGGAGUUUUAUUCUGUGGUUGUAUGUUUAGUCUUUGAUAUGAAUAUAGUCUUUUGGUUAAAUUGACAGGAUGUAUGUAUGUUUGUGUGAAAGAUGUAUUUCUCAGGAUAUUUUAUUACAGAGGCAGAAGUUGGAGUUGGAAGUUUUUUUUUGUCUUCCAUAGCACAAGGACUUUGCUUUAUGACUCAUAGGUAGUUUUUUUCUAUAAAAUGAGAAUGAAAUAAAUCACUGUUCUCCUGCUCAAAUUUAAAAUUUCUGAUGCUGGAAAAGAUUAAAGAUAAUCUAGUCCAUUUUUCAAUUUGCAGGUAAAAAAACCUGAGUAUUUAUAGGUGUUAAGCAGCAAAGCCAAGAUUCAAAUACCAGCCUUCUGACUCUGAACUCUAGUAUUCUUUCUAUUGAACUGUCUUGAUACAAUAAACAACAGACAUUCUGGAAUAGUAGGAAUCUUGAAAUCAGGGAAUCAGCCCAAAAGAUGGCAAAAUGGUUAAAUAGGUCUCUGCAACCAGACCAGUGUAUUCCCACAAUUGUUAGUCCUUCUUGAAGAGAGGGCAGUGGUGAUGGCAGAAUGCCGGUGAUGUCUUAGCUUGCUAGUGAAUGGGUAGUUAGUGAAACAGUUUCACCUCCAAAGUCAUCAGAGUCCAGUGAUGAUGCAUUUGUCAAGGUGGCUGGCUAUGGCUCCCUCACAAUAUGGUAUUUUCCACUGUGCUAGACCACCAUUGCUUUUGAAGUCUCUCCUCAAAAAAAAAAGUGUCAAAAAGAGUUUAUACUGACUACAAAGUGUCUGGUUGUCCUGAGGAGGUCUCACCCAAUAGCCAAGAAAGCCUUCUGCUCUGAUGCUAAACAGUAGGUGUCCACUGGGAGCAUGUAGCAUUUAUGGGCCAGGAAUGUACCAUCUUUCCUACAGAGAUUUUGUUUUCUUUGUGGUUUCCCAGAAAGACUCCAGGUCAAUCUAGGGUGCUUAGGAAAGGCUCCUCCUAACAGAACAUUAGCCAAGUGAGUGAGCAUGCAUACAGGACUGGCUUUUCCAAAGCUUCAUGACAGUAUUAAAACUAACAAGUACAGAGAACAGACCUUUCUCUGUAG